AUGGAUUUUCAAAUUUUUGAUAUGUUAACUCCUAUCUCCCUUUUCCUCCUCAUGAUGGUGGCACUGAAAUUAGGGAGGAAUCUCACCAAAACCAAGUCAACUCCAAACAUACCUCCAGGACCAUGGAAGCUACCCAUCAUAGGAAACAUACCCCAUCUUGUUACACCAACACCGCACAGAAAAUUAAGAGACUUGGCCAAAAUAUAUGGACCCUUGAUGCAUCUCCAACUUGGAGAGGUCUUUACCGUAGUUGUUUCCUCAGCAGAAUGUGCCAAAGAGGUUAUGAAAACUCACGAUCUUGUCUUUGCAUCAAGGCCUCUAAUUCUCGCUUCAAAAAUAAUCGGUUAUGAUGCCACAAAUAUAUCUUUUGCCCCUUAUGGAAAUUAUUGGAGACAGCUAAGGAAGAUUUGCACAGCUGAGCUUUUGACCCCAAAACGUCUCAAUUCAUUCAAGCCUAUAAGAGAAGAAGAGCUCUCCAGUCUCAUCAAAAUGAUUGCUUCAGAAAAUGGAUCAGCCUUCAAUCUCUCUGAGGCACUCCUUACAUCAACAUAUGCAAUAAUUUCGAGGGCAGCCUUUGGCAAGAAGUGCAAAGGGCAGGAAGAAUAUAUAUCAGUGGAAAAAGAAGUACUUAAGGCCGCAGGAGGUUUUGACAUAGGAGAUUUAUUUCCUUCUGCUACAUGGCUUCAAAAUGUUACUGGUUUGAGGCCUACCCUUGAGAGGUUGCACCAAAAAUGUGAUCAAAUACUUGAAAACAUCAUCAGGGAACACAAAGAUGCAAAGUCAAAAGCAAAAGAAGGCCAAGCUGAACCAGAAGAGGACCUUGUAGAUGUUCUCCUAAAAUUUCAGGAUGAUCGUGAUGACAACCAGGAUAUUUGCUUAACUGAUGACAACAUCAAGGCUAUAAUUGAUAAUAUCUUUGCUGCUGGAGGUGAGACAUCAGCAACUACGAUAGAUUGGACAAUGGCAGAGAUGAUAAGGAAUCCAAGGGUGAUGAAGAAAGCACAAGCUGAAGUGAGAGAGACAUGUGAGAUUAAUGGGUAUCGUAUACCAGUGAAAAGUAAGGUAAUUGUGAAUGUUUGGGCAAUUGGAAGAGAUCCAAAGUAUUGGACUGACCCAGAGAGGUUUUAUCCAGAGAGAUUCAUUGACAGCUCUAUUGACUACAAAGGAAAUAAUUUUGAGUUCAUUCCAUUUGGUGCUGGAAGAAGAAUAUGCCCAGGCAUCACAUUUGGUUUGAUUAAUGUUGAACUGGCACUUGCAGUUUUGUUGUAUCACUUUGAUUGGAAGCUUCCCAAUGGAAUGAAAGGCGAGGAAUUGGACAUGACUGAACAAUUUGCAUUAACUGUUAGAAGAAAAGAUGACCUAAAGGGGGCUCCCGCGACCCCAUUUUCAGUCUCCCUAGCCCCAUUUUUAGCCCCGCUCACCAUCACCGCAGACCCCCCAACCCCCGUGUUCCUCCACUCAUCUUCGGAUCCACAUUCUCCCUAUACCUUCACACUCGACCAGCACCCAAAUCUUCCAUCCCCCUCACCUAAUCAUGGAGCCACCGUGAACCAAACCAAAAUUCCCCAUCCCUACUCUCAAUUGACCCCUCUCGUCAUCAUCGACCCCCCGGUUUCGUCGUACCAACACCUCCAUUGUGCCCUAAGCCACCAGUCACGCCUCCAUGACAUCACACCUCUCUUUCUCGGUCGCGCCACCUCCAUCGCAGCCCGCACCUAUCAUUAA
Messenger RNA from Sphenostylis stenocarpa, 1725 nucleotides. The record is from the annotation of a GenBank genome assembly. NCBI's taxonomy places the organism in Eukaryota, Viridiplantae, Streptophyta, Magnoliopsida, Fabales, Fabaceae.